AUGGCUGACGACGAUUCUUCGGAUUUGUCUUCGCUGUCUUCGUUGUCGCCAGUUCCUUCCGACGUCGAAUCCGAAGCUGAGCCUGAACCUGCGACCAAGGGUGACAUUCGGAAGUUCUUCCCCAAGCUUGCCAAAGGCAAGAAAGCCACCGUCGCGACCAAAGAGCCCUCGCCGCCGCCUCGCAAGCGAUCGCCAUCGCCGCCACACGAGAAUGCCUUCAUUGACAAUCCAGACAUUGCUUUUCUGGUCAUGUUUCGCAGCCGAUUCAACGAUGCGUUCCCGAAAUCCUUGGCCAACUUUGGCCCGCAAGAGCUUGAACAAGACAUUAUUGGCAGCCCGCCUGGCGAAAGAGUCGAAGCUUUCCUGUGCGCGCUACUGUUCCUGCUCUUGAAUCGAAAGCAGGACGUCAAGGCCGGUCAAUACUCCAAAGCUCUGGACGACGCUCUUGCCGCCCACAAGUCCCAAUGGCCGCGAUCGUGGGAAGGUGUCAACCCACUGUCGGGUAGCAACACCUUUCACAGCAUCACACCCACCCAGAGACUGUCUCUUCUUCGCGCAUUUGCCUUGUGGUCUCUUUCAGCAUCUGAAACUGUCAAGACCAUCAUCAACAAAUCCUACAAAGGAAACCGCCACGAUGACGAUUUGAACCAGCCGCUCUCGGUCCAACCCUGGGGUUCAGACAGUGACAAGAGACGGUACUUUUUGAUCGAGGGCUUGGACGAUACUGCUUUCCGCGUCUAUCGGGAGAGUAACCCUGCCGGUUUCAACCGCACUUGGUGGUCAGUAGCUGGAUCAAUCGAUGAGCUCAGGGCCCUUUGCGAGAAAUUGGAGACCAAGGAUGGCGGCCCCAAGGCUAGGAAGCUUGCAGAUAAGAUGCUGGCGGCUAUUCCUCGCUUUGAGGGUACCGAGGAGAAACGACGUCGCAGAGAGUACCGACAGGCUCAGAAAGCCCGCUUCAAACGUCCUGAGCCUGGCUUCUCUUCCUACGAGGGUCGUACGAGAGGCAAGCGAAUCAAGUACACCUAUUCCGAUGACGAAGACUUCCUUACGGACUCGUCCAAUCGACGCUCGGCACGCAACACUGGAACGAGCACCCCUGCUGAACCAACCGGCCCAGUAACCACCGCCAGCGGACGUCAGAUCAGAGCCCCGCCACGAAUGAAUGGAAGCAGUGCAGCAGGUAGUGUCAACGGAGACUCAGAGGAUUCCCGCCAGCCCUCAGAACCGACGUCCGCGGUCAACCAUGGAACCAACGGAUGGUCAUCCAAGGGCACGCGGACUCAUGGACGCGACUCUAUGGAUGAAGACGAUGAUGACGGCAGCGAACCUGAUUUGGGUGACGACGAAGAAGAGGACCAUGUCCCAGAUGAGAGCGAGGAAGACGAUGACGAAUUAGACGAAGACGUGGACAUGGCAGAUGAAGACUUGGCCGAUGAACCUCGAAAGAGCUUGAUCGUGAAGCUUUCAGUCAAGAAGUCCCCAACCACGACGAAAACGGCCAUGAUGACUCCCGCCCCAGAGGAUGAGAAAGCCCCCACGAGAGACGACGAAAUGGUUGACGAGAUUGUCGCUAAACCCAGAGACAAGACCCCAGAGCCUGUCAUCAACGUUGCGACUACCAAACCGCCCUUGAGCCCGGCCGCUGUGCAGACCUCCUUGGCCUUUAGAGGAAGCCCGGACAAGCUGCAGACCAUGCUGCAACAAGUGGAUGUUGGUGUGCGCGAGUAG
Messenger RNA from Colletotrichum scovillei, 1728 nucleotides. RefSeq lists its product as uncharacterized. NCBI's taxonomy places the organism in Eukaryota, Fungi, Ascomycota, Sordariomycetes, Glomerellales, Glomerellaceae. The transcript is spliced from 6 exons. Bases 1 to 1728 code for a protein of 575 amino acids. The record is from RefSeq and is a predicted model, not a curated record.